AUGGACAAUGUGACACCUGGCAGCCCUCCAGGUGAGUCGGACCUGAGGGACUACAACUACCUGGCCCUGGUCCUCGGCGUCCCCCUCAUCCUCGUCAUCAUCCUGGGGAACGUCCUGGUGUGUCUGAGCGUGCUCACUGAGCGCUCCCUGAAGACCGCCACCAACUACUUCAUCAUCAGCCUGGCGGUGGCCGACCUGCUGCUGGCCGUGCUGGUGCUGCCGCUCUACGUCUACUCCGAGUUCCUCGGAGGUGUCUGGACUUUGAGCACCUCCAUCUGCGACGCUCUGAUGACGAUGGACGUGAUGCUGUGCACGGCCUCCAUCUUGAACCUGUGUGCGAUCAGCGUGGACAGGUACAUCGCUGUGGUGGUUCCCCUGAAGUACAACAGGAACCAGUUCAGUGUCCGUCAGCUGGCUCUCAUCACGGCCACCUGGGUUCUGUCUCUGGGCGUGGCCAGUCCCGUCAUCUUUGGCCUGAACCAGGUUCCGGGUCGCGACCCGACCGUGUGCAAGCUGGAGAACGACCAGUUCGUGGUGUACUCGUCGGUCUGCUCCUUCUUCGUGCCUUGUCCCGUCAUGCUCUUCCUGUACUACUGGAUGUUCCGAGGCCUGCGGCGCUGGAGCGGUCGCAGCCGGUCCCAGGCGGGUCGGGCCAGACGUCCGGCUCUGUCUCUGCGUCUGGGCUCGGCUCUGCACCGGGCCAAGGCCACGACGAGCGGCAGUCGAGAGAAGGUGGUGUACACGGCGCCCAGCGGCCUCAGCCCCACCUCGCCCUCCGCCGUCUCCAUGACGACGCCCUCGGCGACCCCGGUGACGGAGGAGGUGGCGCCGGCACCGGAGAGCGACCCGAUGACGACCCAGAUGGACAGCGUGUCGGACGGGGAGCCGACAGAGAGGAGGGAGGGAGGCAGCAGGAGGGAGAACGGCCUGAAGAGCAACGCUGCAAAGAGAGGACGACGGAACAGCAAGAGCAGCCGGGUCAGCGGGCGGGAACGCAAGGCCAUGAAGGUUCUACCGGUGGUGGUCGGUGUGUUCCUGGCCUGCUGGACGCCGUUCUUCGUCGUCCACGUCACCAAGGUGUCCUGUCAGUCAUGUGACAUCGGCCCCACCCUCAUCUCCGUGGUGACGUGGCUCGGCUACGUCAACAGCGCCGUCAACCCGAUCAUCUACACGGCCUUCAACGCCGAGUUCAGGAACGUCUUUCACAAGCUGCUCUGCUGUCGGACAUGA
Molecule: messenger RNA, 1230 nt
Organism: Stegastes partitus (bicolor damselfish)
Lineage: Eukaryota; Metazoa; Chordata; Actinopteri; Pomacentridae
Gene: drd4-rs
Product: dopamine receptor D4 related sequence
Exons: 4
Coding region: 1-1230 (409 amino acids)
Biological process (GO): phospholipase C-activating dopamine receptor signaling pathway; negative regulation of adenylate cyclase activity; negative regulation of cytosolic calcium ion concentration
Cellular component (GO): plasma membrane
Molecular function (GO): dopamine neurotransmitter receptor activity, coupled via Gi/Go; G protein-coupled receptor activity
Source: RefSeq, a predicted model, not a curated record